Molecule: messenger RNA, 864 nt
Organism: Paramecium pentaurelia
Lineage: Eukaryota; Ciliophora; Oligohymenophorea; Peniculida; Parameciidae
Source: the annotation of a GenBank genome assembly
AUGAGAAAUAGAUCUCCAAAACUAAAAGAAAAAGCUCUUUAUUACUCAAGAGAUAAUGAACCUAUUCCUAAACCUUUUGUCAAGUUGAUUGAAAAGUAAAAGGAAAAACAAGAUUAAAAGUGGAAUCGUUAUUAAGAUGCUAAAUUCUCUACUCCCUAAAAUCUAUAUUCCAGUCCAACCAAAAGACCAAUAUUUACUUCUCCUAAUAAUUUCACUGUCCCUAAAAAACUCUUUUUUCCAACUACUCCAUCACAUACAUAGAAUCUAACUCCUAAUAAAAUAGAAUUCUAAAAUUUUGACUAUUCUCAUUAAUCUGUUAAAUUGAGUUAAUAAAAUGAAAUUAAAUCACCAGAUUAAUCAUAAAUCAAACUUGUUAAUUAAGAAAAUGUUGAAAUCUAAAUUGCAUAGAUUAAUAAUUAAGAUGAUCAAGUAGAUAUCCAUCAAUAAUAAGAAUAUAUCAAUCCACAAGAAGUGUAAGCAUCAUUAAACUAUUCUAAUUAAAUCAUAACUUAAUAAUAAUUAAUUAUAGAAGAAAAUAAAUUAUAAGAACCACUUAAUUAAAUUACAAUUAUAAAUGAGGAAAUCAAUAAAUAUUCAUAAGGAAUUCAAAUUAAAAUUACUGAAGUAUCAUGUUUAAAAAAUGUCCAUACAUAAUAAUUUAUUAAAUUGCUCUACUAAAUCCAUGAAAUUUUAGGUUAGAUAGAAAAUUCAAAAGAUAAAUAAAAAAUUACAUUAAAAUCUAAAAUUUUAUAAGAUCUAAUUGCUUUCUUUGCAACAGUUCUUCCAGAAUUAGAAUGUAAAAUAAUAUAAGAAUUAGUCUAAACAUCCAUAUCAUUAGCAAAUAAAAAAUUACUAGCACUUUGA